CUGACAGCUUUGUUUUUUCGUUGUUGUUGUCUUUUCGCAGCGAAAAAAAAAACAGCAGCGUCGCGAGUUCUUUUCGUUUAUUUACCAAACUCCGCUCAAGCAAACCAGCGCAUUACGUGUUGCACCGAUGUUUGCGGAUCGCCGGGCCAAUCGAUAAGCGAACGGUGAUAACUCGGCAGUGGAACUCCGCAGCUGGCUGACAAUGGACACGAACGCUGGCGAGUCGGCAUCGCCGCCGUCGAGCAAUGAGGCGGCGGCGGGAUCCCAGUCCCAGAGCGAUGUCUCCGAGGAGGAGGAGUACCUGGACAACAGCAUCGAGCUGCGGGGCUACCUCAGCAAGUGGACCAACUACAUCUACGGCUGGCAGCCGCGCUACAUAGUCCUCAAGGACGGCACCCUGUCCUACUACAAAUCCGAGUCGGAAUCGGAUUUCGGGUGCCGCGGAGCCAUCAGCCUGACUAAGGCCACCAUUAAGGCCCAUGAGUCGGACGAACUACGCUUCGAUGUGGUGGUCAACAACCUGAACAACUGGUGCCUGCGUGCGGAGACCAGCGAAGACCGCAUGCACUGGGUGGAGGUGCUGCAGCUGUACAAGGAGGACACGGGCAGCACGGACACCACAUCCCUGAGGCGCCAUGGCAGCACCAUGAGCCUGCAGUCGAACACCAUCUCGCUGACCAGCGGAGGAAGCCUGAAGAAGACGCAGCGCAACCUGCGCGAAAAGGUCGGCGAACUGGAGACCUUUAAGGACAUCCUGUUCGGACAGAUCGAGACGCUGCAGCGAUACUUCGAUGCCUGCUCGGAGGUGAACAAAAACAAUGCACAACCCCUGGACCUGGGCGACGGACUCAAGUCGAUUGAUUUCAAGGGGGAGUCCAUCACGUUUCGGGCCACCACGUCCGGCGUGCUUACCACCCUGCAGCAUUGCCUAGAAAUCAUCGCCGAGAGCGAUGAGUCAUGGAAACGGAAACUGGAGCGUGAGAUAGAUAAGCGCCGCCGUUCCGAGGACCAGAGCAAAAAGUUCAAGGAAGAAAUCGAGAAAAUGAAGCGUUUAUCAUAUCCUGGCCCAGAUUUCGAGGAGGGCCCACAUUCCACCUUGCCCGAGGAUGAGUUCUUCGAUGCGGUCGAAACGGGCCUGGACAAAAUCGAGGAGGACAUGCAGCUGCGCUUCAAGCUGAAACUGCAGUCCCAGAUCUCUCAGACGCUGGUCAACGUGCCGCACGAGGCGGUGGCCGAGGGCGAGGAGGCGCGCGAGGAGUUCGGCACGGGGGCGGAGGCCACCAGCCAUGCCCUGUGGCCCGAGAUCGAUCGCGUGUGCAAGGAGCAGCUGCACUACGCACGCGAGGGCGUUGGCCAGGACGGCAAUGGCUGGCAAAUCUUCGCCGACGAGGGGGAGAUCAAAAUGUACAAACGCGAGGAGGAGGUCAACGGGCUGGUCAUGGAUCCCCUGAAGGCCUAUCACACGGUGCAGGGUGUGACGGCGAGGGAAAUGUGUCAUUACUUCUUCAUGCCCGAGUUCCGGAAUGACUGGGAGACCACCUUGGAGGACUGCACAAUUCUGGAGAAAAUCUCGGCGGACACCCUGCUCUUUCUGCAAACCCACAAGCGAAUAUGGCCGGCGAGUCAGCGGGACGCGCAGUUCUGGUCCCACAUGCGCAAAAUCACCGACAACCUGGAGCCGGGCGCCCGAGACAUGUGGGUGGUGUGCAACAACUCCACGGAGUACGCCAAGCAGGAGUCCAAGAACGGCAAGUGCGUGCGGAUCUUCCUGACCGUCAUCCUGGCCUGCCAGACGCACCUGCCCGAGGGCUAUGUGAAAGGCCAGCCGCUGAAUCGCAACGAUCUAACCUGCAAAAUAACCUACUGCUCUGUGGUUAAUCCCGGAGGCUGGGCGCCAGCCAGCGCCCUGAGGGCAGUGUACAAGCGCGAGUAUCCCAAGUUCCUGAAGCGCUUCACGGGCUACGUAAUAGACCAGUGCAAGGACAAACCGAUCAUGUUCUGAUAUUUGCCAUAAGCAACAAUGCAAUCAAAACCAAUCAAAGCUGAAGCGUCUCACGCGGACAGCUUGGACUUUAUCCUUAAUAAUCCUCCAGUUUGUGGCCUCAACUAUCUUCUGAUAUCCGUUUUGCUACUCCUUAUUUCAAUUUCACACACCGCAACGCUGAGUUUUACGACUUUGGCUGUUCUGAACGAAGUGUUGGAACACUCCCUUUUGUAUCCGCUAUAGAGCAACUAAGAUAUAAUGUAACCUGUCUAGCCUUAAGUUAUGUGUAAGUGAAACACAAUCAUUGUAUAGCUCUUAGUUCCGAAACUGUCUAUCUGUAAUGUAUAUCUCUAUGAAAAUGCUUUAAAUGCAACAAUUGCAAGAGUGAUGUGAGGAGUGCAUAGGUAUAAGGAAGCUUUCGUUUCGGUGUGAAUCUACAUUAUAAAUCCGCAUACGUAAGUGACGAGUAUAUUCCCAGGUUCCCGCCCAGCAAACAUCUGUUUUACUCAACCGUCAAGUGUAAAUAAAUGCGACUUACUGUUAACUCCAAAUAAAAGAGCGAUCUUUGCUUGGUUUUAUCAUAUGUCAUGUCAUGUA
This is a messenger RNA of Drosophila biarmipes, 2581 nucleotides long. RefSeq names its product ceramide transfer protein (gene cert). Gene Ontology annotation, biological process: ER to Golgi ceramide transport. Lineage: Eukaryota; Metazoa; Arthropoda; Insecta; Diptera; Drosophilidae. The transcript is spliced from 9 exons. Gene Ontology annotation, molecular function: phosphatidylinositol-4-phosphate binding. Gene Ontology annotation, cellular component: Golgi apparatus. Bases 203 to 2002 code for a protein of 599 amino acids. The record is from RefSeq and is a predicted model, not a curated record.